AACAACAACUUGACGGCGCAUGUUUGACCUUCGACAAGGUGACCGCAUCUGAGUUGGAGAAUCGCUGUUUUCACUUGUAGUGCAGCUGUGGUACUGAGCGGGUCGCACUUCGAUAGUCUCCGCUGUUCUCGCCUUCUCAUUUCUUAGUCCAACUUUGUUAAUUGUUCUGUACAGAUUGAUUGGUGAAUUGAACGGUGUGGUAAAGUUUAGUGUUUAUCCGAACAAAAUGUCUAAGCCUCAGUCAGAUGAGCAGAAGAGGAAGCAGAUUAGUGUCCGCGGUAUUUCGGUACUGGAGGAUGUGAACGAAAUCAAGAGAGGUUUCAACCGCCAUCUCCACUACACCUUGGUGAAGGAUCGUAAUGUCGCCACCGUGCGCGAUUACUACUUUGCCUUGGCCCACACCGUGAAGGAUCAUUUGGUGUCACGCUGGAUCCGCACACAGCAGCAUUACUAUGAGAAUGACCCCAAGCGCGUCUACUACCUUUCGCUGGAGUACUACAUGGGUCGCUCGUUGCAAAACACGAUGAUCAACUUGGGCAUCCAAACCUCCUGCGAUGAAGCCAUGUACCAGAUGGGUCUAGACAUCGAAGAGCUGGAGGAACUGGAAGAGGAUGCCGGUCUGGGUAACGGAGGUCUUGGCCGUUUGGCUGCUUGCUUCCUCGAUUCGAUGGCAACCCUGGGAAUGCCGGCCUAUGGCUAUGGUAUUCGUUACGAGUACGGUAUCUUCGCCCAGAAGAUUAAGAAUGGCGAGCAGAUUGAAGAGCCCGAUGACUGGCUGCGUUACGGAAACCCAUGGGAGAAGGCGCGUCCUGAGUACAUGAUUCCUAUUCAUUUCUAUGGACGUGUGAUCGAUACCGCGGAGGGCAAGAAAUGGGUUGAUACCCAAACCGUUUUUGCCAUGCCUUACGAUAACCCGGUGCCUGGAUAUGGUAACAACUUCGUCAACACGCUGCGUCUAUGGUCGGCCAAGUCCCCAAUUGACUUCAACCUGAAGUUCUUCAACGAUGGUGACUACAUUCAGGCCGUUUUGGAUCGUAACUUAGCUGAGAACAUUUCUCGUGUCCUGUACCCGAACGACAACUUCUUCGAGGGUAAGGAACUGCGUCUGAAGCAGGAGUACUUCAUGUGCGCUGCCACUCUGCAGGAUAUCGUUCGCCGUUUCAAGUCGUCCAAGUUCGGCUCCCGUGAUGCCGUCCGUACUUCAUUCGAUGACUUCCCGAACAAAGUUGCCAUUCAGUUGAAUGAUACACAUCCAUCGUUGGCCAUUCCUGAGUUGAUGAGAAUUCUUGUCGAUGAUGAGAAGCUUUCGUGGGAGCAGGCCUGGAAUAUUGUGGUGCGCACCUGUGCCUACACCAACCACACCGUCCUUCCGGAAGCCCUGGAGCGUUGGCCAGUGUCGCUGCUGCAAUCAAUUUUGCCUCGCCAUCUUGAAAUCAUCUAUCAUAUAAACUUUUUGCAUUUACAAGAAGUUGAGAAGUGCUUCCCUGGAGACUUUGGUCGAAUGCGUGCACUAUCGUUGGUCGAAGAGGAUGGCGACAAGCGCAUCAAUAUGGCUAACCUAUCAAUUGUUGGAUCGCAUGCUGUUAAUGGUGUCGCUGCAAUCCACUCUGAAAUCAUUAAGAAGGACAUCUUCAAAGACUUCUAUGAAAUGAAUCCAGAGAAAUUCCAGAACAAGACAAACGGUAUCACUCCCCGCCGUUGGCUUCUGCUGUGCAACCCAGGUCUGUCUGAUCUGAUUGCUGAUAAGAUUGGAGAUGAAUGGCCUGUGCAUCUGGAUCAGCUGACCAAGCUGAAGGCAUUCGCCAAGGAUCCAACAUUCCAGCGCGAUGUCGCCAAGGUGAAGCAGGAGAACAAACUCAAACUGGCACAAUUAUUGGAGAAAGAAUAUGGCGUCAAGAUCAACGCUGCCUCGAUGUUCGAUAUCCAAGUCAAGCGUAUCCAUGAGUACAAACGACAACUGCUCAACUGUUUACAUAUUAUCACCUUGUACAACCGCAUUAAGCGUGAUCCAACGGCUAACUUUACUCCUCGUACCAUCAUGAUCGGUGGAAAGGCCGCUCCUGGAUACUACAUUGCCAAACAGAUUAUCAAACUGAUCUGUGCUGUCGGCAAUGUUGUCAACAAUGAUCCUAUUGUUGGAGAUAAGCUUAAAGUUAUCUUCCUGGAGAAUUACCGAGUCACGUUGGCUGAAAAGAUCAUGCCAGCCGCCGAUCUGUCUGAACAGAUCUCUACAGCCGGUACUGAGGCCUCUGGAACUGGAAACAUGAAGUUCAUGUUGAACGGUGCCUUAACCAUCGGUACCCUUGACGGUGCCAACGUUGAAAUGGCUGAAGAAAUGGGCAACGACAACAUCUUCAUUUUCGGUAUGACUGUGGAUGAAGUCGAAGAUCUGAAGCGGCGCGGUUAUAAUGCGUACGACUACUACAACGCCAAUCCGGAUAUUAAGCAGUGCGUCGAUCAGAUCCAAAACGGAUUCUUCAGCCCAGGAAACCCUCACGAGUUCACGGACAUCGCCAACGUACUGAUGAAGUACGAUCGUUACUAUCUGUUUGCUGAUUUUGAAGCGUACAUCAAGUCUCAAGAUCUGGUGUCUGCCACAUAUCAGAAUCAACAAAAAUGGCUCGAAAUGUCCAUUAACAACAUUGCAUCGAGUGGCAAGUUCUCCAGCGAUCGCACAAUUGCCGAAUAUGGUCGUGAAAUUUGGGGAAUUGAACCAACGUGGGAGAAGCUGCCCAACCCAGCCGAAGCACCCCACACUAAGUAAGGCACUCCUCCAUAGUGGGCGCAUGUUCGAACCACAUGCAGCAAAUGAGUACACUGCCACUGAGGAAAAUCGGCUUCUUUCGCUGCAACACCAGAAUGUGAAGAAAAAUAUGUUUAUUGUGUUGGCGAAAACUGUUAAGACUUUGAAUUUUGUUUCCUAUCAGUGUAUGAUUUGUCUGUGUGAACAACGGACCUUUAGUCUCUCGACGUUUAAUGUUAGGAAUGCAACCAUUUUCGUAAGUGUUUGCUAGAUUGCGAGAGAUAGGGUGGAGUGAAUCUAGUUAAAAGAAAUUUCAAAUUGUCAAACAAAGAAUGUUAACGAUAUGUCUUUAGAUGUAAUAAUGCAUGGUUAGAUCGAAAACACUACACACGACACAAAUACAAAAACACACUUCAUUGAAGUUGUCAAAUCAAAACAUUUUAAUUAGGGUGCCACCAUUUAGAUAUUAUGCUGAUUAUUUAUCCAUAAAACUAGCAAUCAAAGGGAAAGAGAAGAAAAAAACUAGAACAAAGAUAUUAUUAACUAAUCAAAAAAAUCUAGCAAGUAAUAGCGUUCAGUAGGAAAACAAUAACAUCCUAAAUUCCCGGAGAUUAAGCAAAGCUGAAGCGAAAUUAGUACUACUUACCUAACAAAGAUUCUGUUGGAAAUUUUGAGCAUCUUAUUGUUAUUAUUAUGUUAUCUUUUAUUUUUAUAUGAAAUAAACCUAUUACCUUGAAAA
Molecule: messenger RNA, 3482 nt
Organism: Armigeres subalbatus
Lineage: Eukaryota; Metazoa; Arthropoda; Insecta; Diptera; Culicidae
Product: glycogen phosphorylase
Exons: 5
Coding region: 227-2764 (845 amino acids)
Biological process (GO): glycogen catabolic process
Cellular component (GO): cytoplasm
Molecular function (GO): pyridoxal phosphate binding; glycogen phosphorylase activity
Source: RefSeq, a predicted model, not a curated record